AUGCGUCCAACCAAGACUACAUAUCGCAGUCGCCUAACCAAGCGUCCUCGACGUCUAGGCCAAGAACAGCUUUCCGAGGAGGAGAUCCGGGCCGGUGAGAUCGAGGCCAGCCAGACCGUCCAGAUGGCCGUCGUCGGCGGCAUCCUUCUCUACCUGUCCCCCUUCGCCAUCGACUUCGCCCGCAAGUUCCUCUAA
This is a messenger RNA of Penicillium daleae, 195 nucleotides long. RefSeq lists its product as uncharacterized. Bases 1 to 195 code for a protein of 64 amino acids. The record is from RefSeq and is a predicted model, not a curated record. The transcript has 3 exons. NCBI's taxonomy places the organism in Eukaryota, Fungi, Ascomycota, Eurotiomycetes, Eurotiales, Aspergillaceae.